This is a messenger RNA of Diachasmimorpha longicaudata, 6722 nucleotides long. It is a transcript of the gene Clp, whose product is annotated as cleavage and polyadenylation specificity factor subunit 4. Lineage: Eukaryota; Metazoa; Arthropoda; Insecta; Hymenoptera; Braconidae. The coding region runs from base 378 to 1247 and encodes 289 amino acids. The record is from RefSeq and is a predicted model, not a curated record. The transcript has 6 exons. Gene Ontology annotation, molecular function: RNA binding; zinc ion binding.
UUAAUUCUCCUCCGAACAAGCGUAGCCUCGUCCUUCAAUAUUGAUUGAAGGAGGAGAGAGAAUUUUCUAAUGAACAGGCGAAUUUUCGGACGCCUCAUUCCGCUGCCAGAAUCGACGGUGACGCCUCUCAUCGUCUAUUUCAAGACUAGCGUUGACGAGGGGUUGCUUGACCCCUACGAUCUGAGCUUCUAGACGAGCCUAUUCCCUUUGGAGUAUCUGGAGUAUCGAUAAUGGGAACAAUCGAAUUACCAUCGAACGCAGGACACGAGAAGCACAAGUCGUCAUCCGGAAGAUUCGACCGGAAUUGUACAAAAGUGAACUAUUGUUUUGUGUUGUUUUUUUAGUUGUUUGGUUUUUUGAAACAUUUAUGGGCGAAAAUGGAGUACCUCAUCGCCAAUGUUGAACAUCUUAAAUUUGAUAUUGAAAUUGCCUUGGAUGAGCAAUAUGGAGCACUUCCGCUGCCGUUCACCGGCAUGGACAAAUCCACUGCCGCUGUCUGUCAAUUUUAUCCUCGCGGAGCCUGCAACAAAGGUGGCUCCUGCCCAUUCAGGCAUGUCAGAGGUGAUCGGACCAUCGUCUGCAAGCACUGGCUUCGAGGACUCUGUAAAAAGGGAGAUCAGUGCGAAUUUCUCCAUGAAUACGACAUGACGAAAAUGCCGGAGUGUUACUUCUACUCGAGGUUUAACGCUUGUCACAACAAGGAGUGCCCAUUUUUACACAUAGACCCUGAGACUAAAGUCCGAGACUGUCCGUGGUAUGACAGAGGAUUCUGCAGACAUGGUCCACUCUGUCGUCACAGACACGUGAGACGUGUCCUCUGUAUGGCAUAUUUAGCUGGAUUUUGCCCUGAUGGACCCAAUUGCAAAUUUAUGCACCCUAGAUUCGAGCUGCCCGCCGUUCAAGAUAUGCAACCGAAGGAGGGUAAAAAAGUGAUGAUAACGUGUCACUUUUGUGGCGAAAGUGGCCACAAAGCAAUUUACUGCAACAAAAUGCCAGCUGAAGUACGUGAGGCACAAGUUAGGCAGGAGCUAGAAGGUGGUGGACCUCAUCAACACAACUAUCACAUGAGCAUGCACAAUGGGCCAUCUCCCCGAGGGCCACAGAAACCCCUGGAGGAGGUCACGUGCUACAAAUGUGGAACGAAGGGACAUUAUGCUAACAAAUGUCCUAAAGGACAUUUGGCAUUCCUCAGUCAUGCUGGCAGUGGUGCCCCUGCGGGCAAUCCGAAUCCUGGAUACAGGAGGUGAAUUCAUUAGGUGUCAAUUGUCGUGAUCAGUUACAACCAAGGUUAUUGACACAUGAGAAAAAUUAAAAGACGGUUGCUCUGCUAUUGACCUGUGAAGUGAUGGAGUGAGUGGAAUUUUUUUAAUGUGUUUUGGAAUUUGAGGGAGAACGAUCGAUUUCUUUCGAGGAACAGUUACUAUCUGAAAUUCAGAAAACUAUUUUCAAUUGAUCAUCUCGGUGAGGAUAGUGACCAAUGUAGGGUUCAGAGUCCUUUGACCCUUAAUCCUAAAUGUCCUUAACAGUUGAACGACUCAAAACAAUUUAAUUGUUCAGAAACCACAAUUUAAAUUAGAUCGUUUUACAAAUUGUACAAAAGUAUUGAACCUGGAGGUUGUGCUCGAAUAUCUGUGAUUCUCUUUUGUAGAGAAUUUUCUCCUCCGCGAUAAAUUCCAAAAUACUACUGGAAAAUUCAAUAUUUCCCCAAUAUCACUACUAAUUCCACUUCGCAAGACCUCGUCUCUAUAUAAAGCAAAAGAUAAAGAAAUAAAAGAUAUUUUGGAGAAAAAUAAUGACGAAGUUAUGAAAAACAGAUUUAUUCCAUGAAAGUUAAAAUCAAAUUAAUUUCAUACAUUUCCAUGAACAUAUUGCAUUAUUGAGAUUGUAUAACAAUUGAGUAUUCGUGCAUGAAAAUCAAUUGCAUCUUCAAAUUACAUCUCAUUAUUCAUUAUUCACCGGAUAAAUUUUUCCGAAGAACAAUUGAGUUCUGCAAUUGAAAUUGUCGAUUAAAGUAAUAGCACAUCAUUGUAAAUAUCUUCAUAAAACAUUCAACUAGUUACGGCAAAAUCAACUCAAUUAUUCGUUCGAAUUCUUCAAUUUCUUUUCCCUAUUUAUGUUAAAUAAUAAUAAAAAGACUCUUGGAAAUCUUUCGACUUUUAUUUUCUCGAGCAGUUGUGACGUGGUUCACAGUCAUUUGCAUGAAUUUGAGAUCUAAUGAUUUUUUAGUAAUGAUAGUCAUGAUCGAGUGAUAAAUGCAAAAAACCUCGUAUUUUUCUUAAAAACUUGAAAAAAACGUAUUACAAAUUUGGUUCUUAACUACUUGAGUUCCAGAUUCAUUAAUUACAUAUAUUUAUACUAUUGCGAUCCUGCAGGUGUAGAAUUAUUUAUCAAAAUUAUCAGUUGAUGAAAAUUAACAUAAAACAUGUACAGUGACUCUGUUUUUACAUAAUUUUUAAAUACUCGAAGGUUUGACAGUCGUUGACAAUAUUUUAAUGCAGAUGAAAAUUAUUGUCUUGUGAUAUUCUAUUAUGGAAAUUGAAUAAUAAAUUCUAUACUUGUAGGAUCCACAUACUACGAGUACGAAAUUCAGCGAGACUGGGGCAGAAUGAAAUGCUAAGAAAAACAAUGAUUUAGAACAAUUUUUUGUUUUUUAUUAGGGGUCUAACGAUCUUGGUUGCGAUUUCAACCCUAAAAGCCAUCAAGGGCCUCUACUUGACCCUCAAAUAAAGGACAAAAAAAUUGUCUUUGAUUAUGAAAAGUGAUAAUUUCAUUCUGACUCACUCUGCUUCAUGAACUGUCAACAGGAAGUAAAAAUUCCGCAAUUCAUUAUACACUAUUUUCUCCGGAAGAUAACGGUUUUCCUCUGGUCUUCCUCUUUCAACUGAAGCCAGUGACAUAAUUGUUGAAAUGAUGUACAAAAUUGUAUAAUUUUAGAAUUUGGAAAUUCAUCAGUUAACGUUAAGUACUUUUCUUUGUCAUUCUGGUGGUGAUGAAUGUCAGUAUAAUACGUUGAACAAUUGAUGAAGGUCACUUUCAUAUUAGUUCUAGGAUUUAUGGCUUCAGUCGUUCAUAUUAAUCAAUAUUUACCCAAUCGCGGAGAGAUAUAACUGAAGAAGGAAACUGAAUUGGAAGUAAAAUUCAUAGAAUGGAAUUUAUUACAUUGAGUUUCUAAACCAGAUGACUUUUCUAAUUUCUCGAGUUUUUUUUAUUUAGAAAAUUAUUCUUUAGAGGAAUUUGUCUGAAUAAAUAAUUUUUUUGAAGAAACGUUUCUGCGAGAAGAGUCUCAUAUAAUUCAUUCAGGUAUACCCCUCCACAGGUGAAUUAAAUUCAACAGAUUGUUGAAGUGCAGAGAGAAUCAACAAAUUUCCAGCCUCUAGAAAAUUAUCAACUUCACAAACACUUUAAUUACGAUUUACUCUUCUAACUUUCACAAAUCAUCAAUAGAAGUCAAUUUUUCAUUUCUGUCAACUAUCCAUUUAUCUCACAAACAUCUGACUCCAGCGGUAAAUGUCUUUUAACAAUUUCUCACAAAUCCAGUCCUCACGAAGACAAUUCCACAACAAGAAACUUCUUUCAAUUGCCUUCCAAUUCCUUCUCUACAAAGAAACUCGAAGAAAUUAAUUUUUAUGAGACUGAAAUCUCCUAAAAAUAUCUUCAAUUCCAGAACCUCCACUAGGCCCCCCUAGACAUGAAAAAUUAGCGACAUGUUGAAUUUUCCUUAAACUUCCUACUGCAUUAGGAACCUAUAAAAAUCAUCGAUAUUUCUUAUUUCAUUUCUCCAUUCUCAUGUUAUCCUCAUCUCCAAAGACUCCCUUCCUCGUCUUCCGAAUAAUUAAACCUCUAACACUCAUUAAUAACCCCGGUGACCCCGCCUCGAUCAACAACUCCCACGCCUCAUGUACUGGCAUACUCAAUAACCUCGACAUAAUUAGCCGGAAAAAGUCCAUAAGUACCAUCAGGCGCUAGUCCCUGCCACCAGCCCUCAUCAAUAGCAUCAAUAUGCGUGAUAACAUCACCCGGAUCAAACGUAAUCUCCGUAUCAUCAGCAGCUUGAUAAUCGUACAAAGCCCUAGCCUUCAUCCCCUCAUUAUUGGGAUCGAAAUAAAGGAAGUUCUCCCCGCUGAGUUGAUUGUACAAAUCAUUCUCAACGGUGCUGAUCUCCUCCGGAGGCUUUUUUUCGUCAGUCUUCACCUCAUGAUCAUGACUAGACACGACCGGAGGAUCCUUGCAGACGUCCAGAGUUUCCUUAACCUCCUGAGGUUCGUUAUUCACUACCUCCACUUUUUUCUCCUCCUCCACUUCCUGAGGCACCUGCUGUUUGUCCUCCUUCACUCUCUCAACCCUCGUCUCCCUGGGGACAGCCUUUGCAGUUGCAAAUCCAGUUCUCAUCUGUCCAGCUGCUGAAUUCUGCUCGAAAACAGCUCUAGCGUUGAUCGUCCUCUGGGCAAUGAGCUGUUGUGCCUCGUUGCUCCUCUGUCUCCUCAAUUCCUCGCUCUUGGACUUGGGCUCUUCAUCAUCACUGUCAGCCUUCGGCUGGUGAUUUCUCAGGUUCUUGAGCUCCUGUACCCUCUGCUCAGACUGUUCGAUUUUCCUGACAAUAGGCGUUGCCUCCUCCUCCCUUAUUUUACUCUGCUUUUCCUCACGCGAUCUCGUCUCCAUCUCCAUCCUCUGUCUCUCCUUCUCCCUUCUGAUUCUCUCCUGCUCUACCCUAGCCUUCUCCUCGAGCUCUUCCUUCUGCCAAAAUUCAUCGCGUUCUGUUGCAUUUAUCUCCUGCGCUGGUAUUACACGUUUGUACGUCGUACCCACCGGAAAUGUGUUACCCACGUCCUUACUACGAGGCGCUUGAAAUUUGUAAGCUGAACCUGUUGCUCUCGCCAGCUUCUCCAUGAUCAUAUCCACCUCGACAUCCUCCUCAGAACGUGCAUUUACCUGAAUGUGGGCGCCUUUGAGCAGACGUUCAAUGUCGCGAAUGUGAUUAGCACAAGUACCUUUGCGGACUAUUGGUGCGAGCUCCCCCUGCCAAUUCACCAGGACACAUUUUGGAAGGCUUGUUUUUGUGUCGAUUACACGACAGAAUGCGUACAUUAUGUGACCGCUAUUCAGGUCCUCGAUCAUCUCUUCGAGGCCACCGUCACCGGUGGACACGACCUUCAGAAUAUUCGUCUGACCCUCGUAGCCGAAGACAGCCCUAGGAACAAGUGAAAUUGGGAGGUUUAAAGGGCCCAGUAGAGGCGAAAAUGUGGGGUUUUGAGGGCAGAGACCUUAUUGAAAAUAAAGGACAUCAGCGAAGUGGGAAACUGACACAAGUUGAUUUAUCUCUAAGUACAAUAUUUGAACCAUAACUCCGAAUCUAAGGGAGAUAGGAGAAUAUUUAUUAUGACAUUUAUUGUAGUACUCAAAUCGCUCCACAAAAAAGGUUAUGAUGAAGAUUUUGAUAUCGGGCCUAGAUUUCCAGAUAUGGAUCAAAAACUAAUCAAUGGUCAAAUGUCGAACACAAUAAACAGGUUAUUUUCUCGUGUUUGACUAUUUUAUUUGUGAAUUUCCUCAUCAGUUAAUCAUCCUUCACUACUGUAUAACCAUAAAUAAAGGAUAACCAAUGAUUAUCGAAGUCAGAGGCGACGGAAAUUCUCCUCUACUUGCGACACAUAACCUCUAAACAAAAACAAUCUCAUUUCGUCAUUCACCUCUGAGUUCUCUCGAAGGAAACAUAAACAAAACAAUCUGGAAUGGAGUCCAUUGAAAGCCUCCCGAUGGACCAGGUCCCCCUUCAUCUGGAUCCAGAACUUCCCCUGGACAUUCAGCCCCUGGAGGUGGAAGUUGAAACCGAAAAAACGAAGUACAACUUCUCGAAUUCAAUGAAGUAUCGGUGGAAGGGAAAAGUUGUCAGUGAAAAGUUCUACAACAGGAAGAUGAAGCAGGUGGCGGGGAGGAUCGUGAGAAGGAGUCAAUCAACUCUCAGAGAUUCUGAGGGUGUUUCAGAUAAUUCUAACGAGCAAAACGAGUUUAACAAUGUUGAGGUAGAGUUCCCAGUGAAGGGGGAGAGAACUGUAGAUCUGGAGUUCAUUUCUAAAAUGAUGAAAUGCAGUCAGUGCCAGGGAGAUCUUUUGUUGAGGAAUAUUCAGAAGGAAAUCCGAAGGAGGUACAGGUCGAUUCUUCAUGUCGAGUGUCAGGUGUGCAAGGUCAUUAACAAAGUCCCUACUAAAGGAUAAAUAUUGGGUAUUUGUGGAGGGGAACUUUCCAUAACGUGCGGAUACAAGAGAGCAGAGACGUUCAGAAAUUAAAGAAACUAAUGACUUCAAAUGCAAUUAUUCAUUAUAAUUGAUGGUGGGUUCAGUGGUGGAGCUAUCAGAUGAAGCGAAUUACAUUUUAAUUUGAAAUUGAAGAACAAUCUUCACAAAAAUUUCGCUAUAUUUGUUAGCUUCGAUGAUAUUCGAUUUGGAAUUUUAGAAAUCCAAAAAUUGCACUUCAUCACUGGAUUCAUUAACCAGAUUUCGGAACGUGGGGGAAAACAGAACGGCGGGGGGAAGUGGAACGGUAUCUUAAUAAUGCUGCAUUAACGCAGGUUCAUUUUGCAGCACUCGUUCUGUCAUAUGAACAGAAGAUUAUCGAUAUGAAAAAUGUCUUAUGGAAUCGGGAUAAAUUCUAAUGAAAUUGAGACGACUUAAUUAUAUUUGUGAAUAAACGGUGUUGUAUAAAAUAAAUAAAGUAUUAUUUUCUCUGGA